Silurus meridionalis is the source of this 2785-nucleotide messenger RNA. RefSeq names its product cryptochrome circadian regulator 2 (gene cry2). Lineage: Eukaryota; Metazoa; Chordata; Actinopteri; Siluriformes; Siluridae. Gene Ontology annotation, molecular function: DNA binding; FAD binding. Bases 157 to 1953 code for a protein of 598 amino acids. The transcript is spliced from 12 exons. The record is from RefSeq and is a predicted model, not a curated record. Gene Ontology annotation, biological process: entrainment of circadian clock by photoperiod; negative regulation of DNA-templated transcription; circadian regulation of gene expression. Gene Ontology annotation, cellular component: cytoplasm; nucleus.
UUGGGAAUUAACCAAUGAGCUGAAACUUCAUCGGAAACUGCUGAGAGACAGGCGGAGAGGUUCGGGGAGAGACCGUCAGCUGUGGACUACCGGGCGCAGGGCUCGGUCGGUGAUUAGCUUCGAGGCGAUUUGCGUGCUGGAGUGAUUUUUACGACCAUGGUGGUGAAUUCGGUGCACUGGUUCCGAAAAGGGCUGCGACUUCACGACAACCCGGCGCUGCAGGAGGCGUUAAAUGGCGCGGACACGGCGCGCUGUGUUUACGUCCUGGAUCCGUGGUUCGCUGGAGCGGCGAACGUCGGAGUUAACCGGUGGAGAUUUCUCCUGGAGUCGUUAGAAGAUCUGGAUACGAGUUUAAGGAAACUAAACUCGAGGUUGUUUGUGGUGCGAGGCCAACCUGCCGAUGUGUUUCCCAGACUGUUCAAGGAGUGGAACGUGACUCGUCUGACGUUCGAGUAUGACUCGGAGCCGUACGGUAAGGAGCGGGAUGGGGCUAUCAUUAAAAUGGCCCAGGAGUUUGGCGUGGAGACGAUCGUGAGGCACUCACACACACUCUACAAUCCAGACAGGAUCAUCGAGAUGAACAACAACCAUCCACCGCUUACCUUCAAACGCUUUCAGGCCAUCGUGAGUCGCCUCGAGCUGCCCAAGAAGCCGCUGCCCACCAUCACGCCUGGGCAGAUGGCCGGCCGCAGCUCUCAGCUCUCGGAGAACCACAACAAGCGUUACGGCGUGCCCUCGCUGCAGGAGCUCGGGUUUAAACCUCAGGGCGAGGCUGUGCCAGUUUGGAGAGGUGGUGAAACUGAGGCUCUGGAGAGACUCAAUAAGCAUCUGGACAGAAAGGCAUGGGCGGCAAGUUUUGAGCGUCCUCGAAUCAAGGCCCACUCGCUGUUUGCCAGUCCUACUGGACUGAGUCCAUACCUCUGUUUCGGCUGCUUGUCAUCACGAGUGCUUUAUUACCACUUGCGUGAACUUUACAUGAAGCUGCGCCGACGUUCCAGUCCUCCUCUCUCGCUGUUCAGGCAGCUGCUGUGGCGUGAGUUCUUCUACACCGCGGCUACCAACAACCCCAGCUUCGAUCGCAUGGAAGGAAACCCAAUUUGCGUGCAAAUCCCUUGGGACCAGAAUCCCGAAGCGUUGGCCAAGUGGGCCGAAGGCAGGACGGGCUUCCCCUGGAUCGAUGCCAUCAUGUGCCAGUUGAGGCAGGAGGGCUGGAUCCAUCACCUAGCACGCCACGCCGUGGCCUGCUUCCUCACCCGAGGAGACCUGUGGAUCAGCUGGGAGAACGGCAUGAAGGUGUUCGAGGAGCUGUUGCUCGACUCUGACUGGAGCGUAAAUGCUGGAAGCUGGAUGUGGCUUUCCUGCAGCGCUUUCUUCCAGCAGUUCUUCCACUGCUACUGUCCCGUGGGCUUCGGACGCCGCAUCGACCCCAGCGGAGACUACAUACGGAGAUAUAUUCCCGAGCUGAAGGACUACCCGAGCCGCUACAUCUACGAGCCGUGGAAUACACCAGAGUCGAUUCAGAAGGCAGCGAACUGCAUUGUGGGAGUCCAUUAUCCCAAACCCAUGUUAAACCAUGCAGAGAGUAGCCGCCUCAACAUCGAGAGGAUGAAGCAAGUCUAUCAGCAGCUUUCUCACUACAGAGGCCUUAGUUUGCUAGCCUCGGUGCCCACCAUUCAGGAGGAGGCAGAGCCGUCAAUGUCGGACGACUCUCAGGCCAGCAGCAGCGGCUCCAUCUCGAUGUCCCAUCAGCCACAACCUGAGUUUGAACCCCAGCCACCUCAAACAGAUCCCGACCCUGAUCCAGACCAGGACCCGGAUCCCGAGCCUUCGUCGGCUCCUGCAGCCGUGAGAAAACGAGGUCGCUCCUCUGAACCACAGAACUCGCAGAACCCCAAAGUGCAACACACUAGUCAGACGAUAGCUGAGCAGCUGCGUACGAACAGCAAGGAGUGACUGAGCAGAUUGUGAAGAUGAAGGUAAACAAAAGGGGAAGGAUGCUCUGCAAAACAACAACAAAAACCAUCCACAAAACUGGAAAAUUAGUGCAACACAUCAGAGUACAAGCUGAGAGGAAGAAUAAAGAAAUGACACUGCAGCGUGUUCGGGGGUCGGCACACACAGAGCAUCUUUUGUUUUUAACCUGUUCAGCAAAGUUAGAGCUUUAACGACACAUUUAAAGCAACACAUUAACGACACAUUCGUAUUUAAAGCAAAUGUGCUCUGAUCAGCAUUAAACAUAGUACAACGUUAAAUCAGGUUAAGAGCGAUUUAUCAGUGUUGUGUUUUUUUUAUACACAGUAUAAUUCAAAUUUCAUAACCUCAGCACGAGCUCACAAAGACAAAUUAAUCAGGCAUUGCUUGCAGCAUGUACAAUCAGCAGCAUGAAGGAACUUUUUUGUUCUUUUCUAUUAUUUUUUUUUUUCCUCCUCAUCAAUAAGAUUUACACAAGUCCAUCCGUUCCCACAACAUCCAGUUCUCCUGGCUAAAGGACGUUCGCUUUGUUUAACUACAUUCCACGUUAUCAUGCACAUUCACAAGCCUGAGUCCCCUGCCAAGCAGACUAGCGUUAUUUAUUUCAUCUUUGCUGUUGUACAAGUGUUUAUUUAGGUUUCGAGCGAUAAAAGCUCUGCAGGGGUGAAAAGCAGGCGUGCCCCUGUGUGCACUUUCAUGCUUUGAUUAAGGACAGUUGGGCGAGCAAUGAUUUUUGGAAGGCGAUGUCGAGAGAAAGACGCUGCAGUUACUGCACUGUUUAUCUGCACUAAAUAAAAUCCAUCAUUUGGACACA